UGGAUGCUAAUCGCCGCGGUGGUAAUCGUGGCGCUCACGGCGGUGCAGCUCGUCGCGGUCGAGAGGUCCAACCGUGAGGCCAAGAGGCUGGCGAACACGGCCAUGGCGCCGGUCCUCACUGACGUGGCCGAGGCGGCCGAGGCGGCCGAGCUGCUGCGGCAUUGCGCCUUUACCAAGUGGGACGACGACGAGAAGGAGGAGUGCGAGGGGGAGGACGAGGACGAGGAUAGCCCGCUCGCCGAGGCCUCUGUCGCCGACGGCUACGCGCCCCGCUUCGUCCGAGAGCGUUUCGACCGGCACGUUGACGAGUUCCUCAGGCUCAACCUGGUCACAAACUCGCUCCAGAGCUGGUCCUUCCAGACUAGCUACUUCGUCAGCCUCUUCUUCUCGGUCAGCGCCGCCGCGGCCAUCGUGCUGCAGGCGGAUCGCCUCUCGCCCGCGGAGAGCGCGCUCGCGCUCAACUACGCCUUCGCGCUGCCGUAUUUCCUGAUGUUCUUUUCCCUCAAUGUUCUGCAAGUCACCGCCGCGCUCACGGCGCUCGAACGGCUGCUCGAGCUGCUCGACCUCCCGCAUGAGCCUGCGUGGCGCGUCCCCUCAGUCGACGACCACCUCCCUCCCCGCUGGCCCGCGACGGUCCACGGCCGCAAGGGCGGAGCCAUCGAGUUUUGCGGCGCGAGCUUGCGGUAUGCGCCGUCGCUCCCGCCUGUGGUGCGGCGCCUCUCUGCCCGCAUCGAGGGCGGGGAGCGCGUCGGCUUAUGCGGCCGCACCGGCGCAGGCAAGAGCUCGUUGGUGGCGAUGCUCUUCCGCCUCGUCGACGCGUACGAGGGCUGCGUCCGGCUCGGCGGCGUCGACAUCGCCACGAUGGGCCUUCAGACACUGCGCCGGCACCUCGCGGUCAUCCCGCAGGUGCCGCUGCUGAUGGACGGCUCGAUCCGCCUCAACCUCGACCCGUUUGGAGCUCACUCUGAGCAGCGGCUCGCCGAGGUGUUCGCGCUCCUCGCCCUGCCCCCGAGCAUCCGGCUCGACACCGCCCUCGGAGGGGGGGCGCGCGGCGCGGCCGGCCUCUCCGCCGGGCAGAGGCAGCUCCUCGCGUUUGGGAGGGCCCUGCUGCGCGACAAGCUGACGGUGCUCGUGAUGGAUGAGCCAACGGCCAACAUCGACGCAGAGACGGACGCGCGAGUGCAGCACACCUUUGUGCGCGGCCAGCUGCGCGGCGUGACGGUGCUGACGGUGGCGCACCGGCUCCACACCAUCGCCGACUACGACGUGGUGCUAGUGAUGGAGGCGGGGCGGCUAGUGGAGCAGGGGCGGCCGCACGAGCUGCUCCGGCGCAGCGGCUCGUACCUGGAGCGCAUGUCGGCCGAGCUCGGGCCGGAGGAGUCGCGGGCGCUGCGAGGCAGAGCCGCCAAAGCGGGGGUAGGGUGGGAGGAGGCGCCUGGUUAAGCGGUUGCGGGCCGCGCCUACAUGCAAAUAAUUCCU
This is a messenger RNA of Emiliania huxleyi CCMP1516, 1479 nucleotides long. RefSeq lists its product as hypothetical. Gene Ontology annotation, biological process: transmembrane transport. Gene Ontology annotation, molecular function: ATP hydrolysis activity; ATPase-coupled transmembrane transporter activity; ATP binding. Gene Ontology annotation, cellular component: membrane. The coding region runs from base 4 to 1443 and encodes 479 amino acids. The transcript has 7 exons. The record is from RefSeq and is a predicted model, not a curated record. Lineage: Eukaryota; Haptophyta; Isochrysidales; Noelaerhabdaceae.